GGAUACGCAUCCGAUGUUUGCUAAACAGAUAGAUGGCUGCCCAGAGAAGUUAUUUGCGCCUAAAAUCCUCACAAAGCCAACAAAGAGAUCAUGGCGGCGGUGUUGCAGAGGCUCACAAAAUGAGUCAGUCUCUGCAAGGCUCGCUGGCUCGCAACACAGCUGAGACAUAGAUUUUAAAUGACCAUGGAGGCUGGUGCAGACACACAGCAAAGUGGUGAAACAGCUGUCUCAGAGUCUGAGGCUCAGCAGAUCACCCUGGCCCAGGCGUCCAUAGCUGCAGGCCAGGUGUCGUCCAGUAGCCCCACAGUCACCUUAGUGCAGUUACCCAACGGUCAGACAGUCCAAGUGCACGGGGUGAUCCAAGCUGCACAGCCCUCUGUCAUCCAGUCCCCUCAGGUCCAGACAGUACAGAUUUCGACUGUUGCUGAGAGUGAGGACUCUCAAGAGUCUGUUGACAGCGUGACGGAUUCUCAGAAGAGGAGAGAGAUCCUGUCCAGACGACCGUCUUACAGGAAGAUUCUGAAUGACUUGUCAUCAGAUGCUCCGGCAGUGCCUCGAAUUGAAGAGGAGAAGUCAGAGGAUGACUCAGCCCCUGCCAUCACCACAGUCACUAUGCCCACUCCAAUCUAUCAGACCAGCAGUGGCCAGUACAUUGCCAUUACCCAGGGUGGGGCCAUCCAGCUGGCCAAUAAUGGCACAGAUGGAGUGCAGGGUCUGCAGACACUGACCAUGGCCAACACUGCUGCAGCCCAGCCUGGUGCCACCAUCCUGCAGUACGCUCAGACCAGCGACGGGCAGCAAAUCCUAGUGCCCAGCAACCAAGUGGUUGUACAAGCCGCCUCGGGUGAUGUCCAGGCCUAUCAGAUCCGCACAGCCCCCACCAGCACCAUCACUCCUGGGGUGGUCAUGGCGACUUCGCCCGCACUGGGCACAGCAGGAGCCACAGAGGAGGUCACACGUAAAAGAGAGGUUCGACUUAUGAAAAACAGAGAGGCAGCCCGGGAAUGUCGCCGAAAGAAGAAGGAGUACGUCAAGUGUCUGGAGAACCGCGUGGCUGUGCUGGAGAACCAGAACAAAACCCUCAUUGAGGAACUCAAAGCCCUCAAAGACUUGUACUGCCACAAAUCCGAGUAGAAACGUCACCACACACCUGCCAGGGGCUCGACAGGUGCCCGUCUGUCCCCAUGUACAGAGACUCAGCACAGAGCCAUGCAUCUGGAUGCUAAUCCCCCUUUUCUACUCUUUUGCUUUCUUUUUAAAGACUGCUGAAAAUCUGUAAAGUGACUCACCAGGAAUAGAAUAAAAAAACGCACCAUCCCACUUCAUCGAUUUUUAAAUCCUAAUUCUGUUCCCAACAAUUUCCCACAAAUGGGUGAGGCAAUGUAAAGAACGGAUGUGGUGGAGAGUACAACUAUGCAGGGUCCUUGUGGUGAAGUGGAAGAACAGACAAUGAGGCUGUUUUUUGUUUUGCGCCACCAAAGGGAAGCAUUCCAGUCACUGGUGCCUGGACGAACUGGGCAACAUCACCAGCAACAGGGAACUGCUCGAUUACCAUCACCACUAAUGACGGAACUUUUUGCAGUUUAAUCUCCCCGAGACACUUGGAUCAUCUUGAGAGGUUACCCUUGUGUGCAACGUUUGUUAUCGUAACUGAGCUCUGGCAUUAACAUCUGUUACUUACUAAUGCUUUGAACUGUAGAUGGGCUGUCAUGGAUAUUUUAUCUUUGAGCUGUGUUUUGGUUUAUGGAUUAGAUUAUAUGCUCUGAUAAUGCCAUUGAUUUUUUUUUUUUUUUUUUUGUUAACUUUUGUUUACCUUGCCUUCACACAACAUGAACAAAAAAGCUAACCAUUAAGCCAGGUUGUAAAAUUGUGUUCAUGUUAAUUGCAGCUUUAAAAAAUACAUGGUGAAGAGAGUGUAGGACUCGGACGGCAGUGAAUUUGGAAACCAUGGGAGUCAAAGUACUGAACACACCCUGUAUUUUUUAGCUUUUUUUAGCUAUAAAGACACAGCAAUCAAGACAGGAAGAAAAAAGAUCCCACAAGUAGAACAUUUAUGAUUACCAUUCUCUUCAAAUAUUAUGGUGUCUGUGAUGCAUUUUCCCAAUCAGAUUACUGAGGUUCAUUGAUUUUUAGAUUUUUAUCUAUCUUCACAAAAACUUCCUUAGAGUUCUAAGGAGCAGCAAAUUAGUUUAAACAGAUUUACGGCGGGAGUUUGAUCCCCAUCGUCUGCAGUUAAAAAGGCCCUGUUAUGGAAUAAUGUGCCUCCAGUAAUUGAAUGGGAAUGGGAAUGAGCUGUUGCUUGUGCACCAGAGUAUAUAAUGUAAACAAAAAAAAAAAAGGUUAACCUACAGUGUUAGGGCUAAAAGUUGUUUUGUUUUUUUCUUCGCCCUUAUUUCUAUGUCAAUCCACUUUUUUAAAUGUGCUUCAUUGAUUCCUAGAUUUGGAACAAAACCAAAAAAAAAAAGCCUUAUGUGUUAUGCAAUGGAAGAAAUCCUUUGUCUGCAUAUUUAUAAACAAAUUUUGGAGACACGUGGCCCUUUACUGGAAUCAUGGAUAUCCUGGUAUGUUUGUGUAUAUUUAUGUAUAUUACCGUCUUCGCACGUGUAAUAUCCCCACCUUGUAGAAAAAAACUAUUCCUGCAGUGGGACGUCGCUAAAUUGCUAAUAAGAAAUCUGAGAUACCAAGGGCUUCUGUAUGCAGUGGCACCCAUGGCUGUUAAGGCAUCAGCAGAGGUUGUCUCCAAAUUCUGUUUACAGGAUUACAAAGUGGCAUGCGCACUUUCCUUGCAUAUACAAUCCUACUACAUUUCACAUGAUUUAACAGGAAAAUCUCAUGCAGCACUAAACAGGCAAAGCCUGCCGCUGCAAGCUGAGAUGCCUCGAAGAUUUUACUUGAAAGUAACACCGCUAACCGGUAAUUAAUCACAAAGUGUCCGUGAGUGUUUGGUUGCUUAUUCAUUAUCAGGGCAUCACCACACACUGAUCAUGAUCAGACGUCAUUAGUUGUACGGAGCAUCCAAUCUCACCAAGUACGACCCGAUUGCACUUAUCAAAAAACCCUGCAAAAGGAUGGCUAA
Xiphias gladius (swordfish) is the source of this 3076-nucleotide messenger RNA. Its product is annotated as cyclic AMP-responsive element-binding protein 1. Gene Ontology annotation, cellular component: ATF4-CREB1 transcription factor complex; nucleus. The transcript has 8 exons. Gene Ontology annotation, biological process: regulation of transcription by RNA polymerase II. The record is from RefSeq and is a predicted model, not a curated record. The coding region runs from base 178 to 1134 and encodes 318 amino acids. Gene Ontology annotation, molecular function: cAMP response element binding; protein binding; DNA-binding transcription factor activity, RNA polymerase II-specific. Lineage: Eukaryota; Metazoa; Chordata; Actinopteri; Istiophoriformes; Xiphiidae.